CCCCGUGCCUUAGGGCUGCCCCUUCCGCGUGCCGGUGACCUCCAACCGCGCGGGCCUGGCGCCAUCUUGGAUGUCUCGUGGGUUGGGGGAGCGAGCGUGCCUUGGAGCUGGCGAAAGUCAAAUCCCAGGGAGAAUUCUUAACCACUGUGCCACGGGAAGUCUGGGAUAACAGGUCUUAAAGCUGGGACCAAGGAGCUUCUUGUUCAGACCAGGAGAAGUCACUUGAUUAUAAGGAAAUCUUAGAAGCUGUGUGGAGGAAAUCCUGACUUCAGGGUUCUAAUUCCAUCUCUGCUGAGACUUGAGCUCUCCUGCCACGGCCCUUCAGCCCCUGAAAAUGUACGCUUGCACCAAGUUCAUCUCCACCUCCUCCUUGAUCAGGAGAACCUCUCCACUAUUGAACCGAUCACUGUCUGCAGUGGUGCUGAAACAACCAGAGACACUGACAGAUGAGAGCCACAGCAGCUUGGCAGCCCCACAUCCCCUGACCACCUCACUUAUUCCUAGCCGCGGUUUCCAAACCAGUGCCAUUUCAAGGGACAUUGACACAGCCGCCAAGUUCAUUGGAGCUGGGGCUGCCACAGUAGGGGUGGCUGGCUCUGGGGCUGGAAUUGGGACUGUGUUCGGGAGCCUCAUCAUUGGUUAUGCCAGGAACCCUUCUCUGAAGCAACAGCUAUUCUCCUACGCCAUUCUGGGCUUUGCCCUCUCAGAAGCCAUGGGACUCUUUUGCCUGAUGGUGGCCUUUCUCAUCCUCUUCGCCAUGUGAAGGAGCCGUUUCCACCUCCCAUAGUUCUUUCUCCCGUGUCUUGUCUGCCCUGUAUGUUCCUUUUCCUGUACCUCCCCAGGCAGCCUGGGGAAAGGGGUUGGCUCAGGGUUUGACAGAAGGAAGACAAAUAGAUACUGUAUUAAAAAGAUGUUUCUUGAG
Molecule: messenger RNA, 922 nt
Organism: Balaenoptera acutorostrata (minke whale)
Lineage: Eukaryota; Metazoa; Chordata; Mammalia; Artiodactyla; Balaenopteridae
Gene: ATP5MC2
Product: ATP synthase membrane subunit c locus 2
Exons: 6
Coding region: 335-763 (142 amino acids)
Biological process (GO): proton motive force-driven ATP synthesis; proton transmembrane transport
Molecular function (GO): proton transmembrane transporter activity
Source: RefSeq, a predicted model, not a curated record